UGCUCAUAUUUUCUGUACUUGUUAGAUAGAACGGAGCACUUUAGUUUAAGGCAUGUUUGCGAUUUUUUUUACCGGAUUGGUAAAAGCGUAAAGCAUGCGACCUAAAAUGCGAUUUACUAUUCUUAUAUUACCUGUUAACUUUACUCUUUAUUUUAUGGAUCAUAAAAAAAUGGAGGUGAACUAGUCGUACAAAUGAAGAUAGGCAUUCUCUAUGAGAUGUUAAUUCCAGAAUUUUACAUGUUAGACUGCACUUUACAGUCUAAAAUUAUUGUUUUUUGAGUAAGAGGUAAAUCCUCGGUUUUUAUGUUCAUAGAAUAUAAAACUCAGUUUGGUUAUAUUUUUGUUUUCGUCGGUGAUGAACUAUUGAUAAGUUCUCGAUUGCGUCAUAAAAACCUAUAGCUAUGUUGUAGUGCGUCUCCAUUAUCCUUAAUAAAUUGGGAAAUAUUUCAAGGUAAUCAAGUACUUUUUUUAAAUGCAGUACAAUGAUUGAACUCAACAAAUAACAUGGAUGGUGAAGAAUUCAACCUCCGCUGGGAGGAGGAGGUUGUUAUAAAGAAUAGUCCCAGUCAUUCCAGAGCAGAUGGACCUAUAUGUUCCAUAGAAAAUAUUCAAAGCUAUGGAAAUAUGCAAUCAGAAAUCGACCAAAUAGCUGCCGAGAAUUUGAUGUAUCUUGCUCAGGAUGUUGUCAGCUUUGUUGAUCCUGAGCUAGACCCAAAUGUGGAAUGUGUAACCGAAGAAGUUAUCACUGACGAUUGGGUUACCCCAGGUGGACAAGAGCGAGUUGAAGUACCUAUAGAUCAGCUAACACAUCCCGUUUUACACAUAAAAGAAGAAAAUGAUGUAGAUGUUCCAUUACCAACUGAUCAAGAUGAAUAUACUGCAAUGCGACCAUGGCCAUGCGAUUUCUGCUCACGGCGGUUCCGUAAAAAAGCCGCCUUGAUGAACCACAUGGUUGCACAUCAGAAUGAUAGACCACACGCUUGUAAUCUUUGCGGCGUACGAUAUGUUCGAAAAUGUGAUCUUAUGAAUCAUCUGAAGGUGCAUGCUUAUGUACCUGAAGAUGCAGAUGAAAUGGAUUUUGUUUCAGAAGAUGUAGAAAAAAACCAAAAUGUUAAACCAAAGAAAAAAAGGGGAAGGAGAAAAAAGAAUUCAGAAACAAUUGAGAACGGUUGGGAGAACAUGACGUCAGCGCGCACGCAGCAGUGGUCACGACGAGCACGAAGUCCUCCCCGGCCGCCUCCCACGCCGCCCUCUCCGCCUACCGCCCCCUCUCCCGUCACGCCGCCCCCGCGCCCCGCGCACGCCGCACACCCGACGCCGCCCGCUGACCCCUCCCGCCCCUUCGUGUGCAGACACUGUGGGAUCGGUUUCGCGAGGGAGAAGGCUCUGCAAUCACAUGCGAGGGUGCACGGCGGUGAUUCCCCGGUGGAGUGCGGCGAGUGCGGCGAGCUGUGCUGGUCCCGCGAAGCCCUCGCCUCACACACUCGACAUCGUCACCCGCACGUCGAUCCCCAACGCGCGCUAACGCCUGAACUGAAAUACGAGGCCGACUCAGGAGACGAUAUGGAUUACCAGUUGUCACCUGCAUCUGUUAGCGAAGGUCGAGGUGGUGGAUCUACGGGAAGACCAGUAUACGACACCAUUCGAGGUCCAGAAUUGUUUUGUCCGGAUUGCGGCGUUGCUUUCCAGCGAGCUGAUUUACUCCGACGGCACGUUGCUGCGGCCCACAGUUACAAGCGACACGAGAACUCCGGCUCGUGGGCGGAGCACACGUGCGAAGUGUGCGGCGCCGCGUGCACGGAUGCCUUGCAGCUAUUGGCGCACGCCGAGCUGCACGCCGACCGCGACCGCGACCUGCCCCCACACAACAAUAGAGUGAAACGCACGUCUAAAGGCAGAAGUAAUGCGUCUUCGUCAAACAUCGCUCGGCAGUUUCCAUGUAGAGAAUGCGGGAAAGUGUUUGGAUCCCGCAGCUCGCAGCAGAUUCACAUCCGAAUUCACACAGGGGAGAGACCUUACGCGUGUCGAUUCUGUUGGAAAGCCUUUGCUGAUGGUGGUACUUUACGAAAACACGAGAGAAUACAUACAGGCGAGAAACCUUAUGCGUGCGCUGUGUGCCCUCGCGCUUUCAACCAAAGAGUUGUGCUUCGUGAACAUGUUCGAUCGCAUCAUUCGGCGCCGGACAGAUGUACUAACGGUGGACCCGCAUAUAUAUGUGUUGUUUGCGGUCGGACUCUGCACUCUAGCAACGAACUCGUACAACAUCUCAUACAGCAUUGUGAUGCAAAUACAGCCAUGAAAAGGCAACCACAGUCUGGACCUCGAAAGUAUAAGCGGAGACGGAAAAUGAGCAUGGACUCUUCUCCCGUGCACAACUGGGAGAGCAGCUCCCCGCCGCCCGCCUCCCCGCCCCCCUCUCCGCCGCCGCCCGACUCGCCCCCGCCCCGCGCCUCCCGGCCGCGCCGCACCAGGCUCGCCCACGCGCGCCGCACCAAGCGUCAGAUGAGAUCGCGCCGAACUCCGCGUCAUCCGGCCGACGAUUUGCGUGAGAUAGCAAGAUCGCCGUCGCCGGUCACUCCGCGGACGCCGGAGCCGAUGUCGCCGGAGCCGCCGCCGCCGUCCGCUCCCGCCGACGAAUCCAGACUCUUCAAAUGCGAGAUGUGCUCGCUAGAAUUCGCGCGACGCGAUGAUCUUCUCCUGCACGUACCAGUACAUAUAUGACGAUCGAAAAAGUAAUGAAUUCCACGUAAUUCAACAAUGAAUGAAGAGUUCGUAAUUACUAGUGACUUUAAUUUAAUAUGCAGUUUCGAAAAGGGCACACGUCGCAUAUUUUGUCAAAUACGUUUUUUCGUAUACAUGUCGACGCUUGAAAGGCAAACAUGACUAAUCGACAAUGCGUGAACUUUACAGUAGACUAAUUUAAAGUUGAAAUACCUGAAAAAAAAUUUUUUUAACGAAUCUAGCUGUAGGAUUGAAAUUAUUUUAAUAGACCUAGAAAUAUAUAUUUUUUGUGCAUCGAAUAUGGUAAUUGCCUAUCAUUUAUGUACAAAGCAGUUAUUGUCGCUUAGUCACGUUUGCCUUUCGAUCGUCGAUGUAGUUUUGAGGCUUACCUACACCCAUUUUAUAAUAAUUCCAGUAAUUUUAAAAUUCUUAAUAAUACUAAAAUAUAUCUCAAAAGUUAAUAUUUUAAAUUUUACACUACUUUAGAAAAUAAACAGUUUUUUUUCAUUUCCUGAACAUUUUACAUUUUGUGCCCUUUUCGAAAUUGAAUAUUCAAUUGAAUAAUUACUCGAGUAAUUGUAAAAAUCUUGCGGAGAUGAUUAAUUUGGAAAAACAUUGGAAACUUGACAUCACAAAGGAUCGAAAUUACGAAAAUUUGAGGGGGUAAAAGGCGUUGGUUUUUAGCCAGAGCACGAUGACUGUGAAACAGUAUAAAAACUAAGAGACUAUUAUUAAAUUAAUUAUGUGAACAUACCAUUUAGUUUUAAAUGCUUUCUGAGUGGUUGUGCGUGUUACGAUAUUUUGCACUUGGUGUCCGCUGAAUCUCCUUGUUGCGUUUAAAAAUAAAGCCGUAUACAAUUAGUAAAUACAGUUUUGUAUCUUAACGUGUUUAAAAUUGUAAUUAAAAUUUUCAGAAAAAAUAAACAAUUUUAUUUAAAAUGGUGACAGUUUUAACUUUUUAACUGCAAUUUGACAAAAUUAAAUGGUUAUUUCAUUUUAGUUUUAAAUUUUGUACUUUCUUGUAUAUUGUUUUAUGUAAAUAAUGUGUACAUAUAAAAAUAUAACUCAUUUGGAUAUAUCAAGGCUACAUUGUGAAUGACUAAUUACUCUACUGUAUUAGGAUCGAUGUGUAGCUAGCUAUAGAUAGCAAUAUCGAAAACAGUCAGAUCUAGAAAUUGUAUUAUCAUAUUUUAAAGUACUGUUUAUUUUAUGUACAUACUUUUUUAUACUUUCUGAUAAUUCUAAUAGAUAAUGCCUUUUCACGAAGGCGACGAAGAAGUUAUGAACUACUUAGAGAACUGCUGAAGAUGACACAAUAAUAUCAUUAAUCAUUAAAAUUUUAAAAUUUUAUUAUGAAUUUACAAUUUCAUUGGAAUGAUUUAAUACAUCAAUAAAAUUAAAAUGUGAAGAAAAAUCAAACGUCAUGAAAUCCAGAGCGAUUACCUACAGGUAACUAAAUUUGACUAAGAGGUUUGCUUUUAUAGCUUUAAAUAACGUCAGGCUUCACUUGAGCACUAAAGCAAAAUAGUUAUUUGGGUAGAAUACUCAAAUUAAAUGACAGUCAAACGGCAGCCUAAAAUUAGUGAACCUAGGUCAUUACUUCCUAGAGGUUCUCUGAGUACAUAUUAUUAUAAUUAACGGACGGACAAUUGUAAGAGGGACGUGUAGGCUUAUGAAAUGCAUUCUAUUAACACUGCUAAUUAUGAGGCUUAAAUAUUUUUUGCAAAAGAAACUAAUAUUUUUAUUGGAUUUAUUUUUCGUGUGCGAUUUUUGUUGUAGAGCUUAAUAUGUUAAAUAAGAAAUAGGCAAGUUGACUGAAUAUCUUUAAUGCCUCGUAAAUAGCGAAUCAAGGGAAUCGAAAUAAAAGAUUGUUCAGAAAUAAAGAAGUUGUAAGCGUUUUCAUUUCAAACUAGACAGAACAAACUAUAUCAAUAUUAGACGAGACAUAUUAGGUGAGAAACCUUGCUUAUGACAAAAUUCUAUAAUGCUUUCUAUUCAAGGAAAUUUUUAGCAAACUAAAACCCAAACCUAGCUUAUAACCUAAACUUUUAAACGCUUAUAGUAUCUCUGAACUCGAGUUUUGUUUGUCCUCCAUACCUUUCUAAAUCUUUCAUCGGAAUGUGAUGAAAAUUGGUAAAAUUUUUGUUCGCGCUGUAGAAAAUGUUUCUGUCGUAUUAUCAUAGGAGAGUAUAUGGCACUCCAGUAAUUCCAAAAAAUCUAUGUUUAUCAUACUAUUUGGGGUAGUACCCAGUAUAGUAGUAUUAGUGGGUGAAACCCAGAAUACCGAAGCGUAUUCUGGGUUUCACCAGUUAAUACUUUUUUAAUAGCUGAAUCCAUUAUCUUUGGAUCUAUGAUUUCGUUGCAGAGGUUCUCAACAGAGGCUUCAAAUCGUUGAUUUUCGGGUAUUAUAAAAAGUCGCAUUCGGUUUCGUAAACAUUUUUAAAGGGAAAACGUGUGUUUUUUCACUAUCCGAGAAACAACAUUGUCGCGACAGAAGAUAAAACGUUAAUUAAGUCACCUCGUGAAAUUUAAAAACAGACUUAUCUAGUUUUCAUAUACAGAGGGUAGAUUGACUUUUUAAAUAUGUUCGUCUUCUUGCCUAAACUACCUUCCUCCAAGUAUGUUUUAGGAAUACCGGCUCUAAAGCUGAUGCGUUAGUCGCAGUGGUAACGAUUAGGUACGUGGUAGUCGAUCGUCAAACUGUUUUGAUUUUUCUCCCUCAGAAUGAUAGUUUACGACAUAAUAAGUACUUUGCAGCGAAGCUGGGAUGGUUCUCUAACAUAUUCUAAAUGCUAAUCGCCUAUCUUAUUUAAUUAUACAUAUUCUUGAUGGACUACUCAUCACAUAAUAUUAUUCAUAUGCUACUGUCAUCAUUUGAGUUUGUUUCAAGGAUUAUAUGACUACUAUUAUUUAGCAGCAAAAAGCUAGGCAUUCAUUGAAUAAUGUUUUUUUUUAAUUUUAUAUCUGCGUGAAUAAAAACAAACUGAAAUUAAUUAGAUACUUAAUUCAGUAGAAAAUAUUAACAACAAUCUUAUGUAUAUGUAGAUUUAUAAUUUUUGUUCAAUCAGUUUUUCUAUAUUAUGUUCUGAAAUCAACUGCUAUGUGCAAUACAUUCCCCUCGAGGCACAUUAAAUUUUUAUGUAAGUAGUAAUAAGAAAGCUUUAUUCUUCGAUAGUUACUGACUGUUAAAACUUUGUACAAUAAUAAUUAUUGAAAAAUAAAAUAAUUGAGUAUGUA
Molecule: messenger RNA, 5958 nt
Organism: Bombyx mori (domestic silkworm)
Lineage: Eukaryota; Metazoa; Arthropoda; Insecta; Lepidoptera; Bombycidae
Product: zinc finger protein 628
Exons: 17
Coding region: 505-2721 (738 amino acids)
Biological process (GO): negative regulation of transcription by RNA polymerase II
Molecular function (GO): DNA-binding transcription repressor activity, RNA polymerase II-specific
Source: RefSeq, a predicted model, not a curated record